AUGAUAUGUUAUGUUAUUUUCUCUCUUGGCCAGCUGUCUGGCUUGGCGGACUGGCUGGCUCCCUGGCACCAUGUUGUCGCCCUGGCGAGUUCCGAGGCGGACGUGUACUCCAUACAGAUGCUGGCGCUGACGGAGCACCUGCAGAGAAUGCAGAGGGAGCGGGAGGAGAGGCGGAAUGGGGGGGGCAGCAGCCCCAGCAAGGGCAUGGCGGGAGGGGGAGGAGUUACGGCUGCGGGCAGCAGCGGCACGGGCACGGGCACGGGCAGCGUGGCUCUACAGGGUCGUGUAUCCCACACCGCUGAUGGCUACCGGCUGUCCCAGGCGGAGAGGGACCGGGACAGCAUACUGCACGGCCAGGUGUCAGUGGCGGCCAUGCAACAACGACUGCAACACAAGUUCGGGGAGGAGGCGGCGGCGUUCAUGUUGCAUGACCUCAAACAGGUUCCGGAGCACCUCCACGUGCUCUUCUACAUGGUCAUCCUGCAGCUCCGGGAGCUGCCCAGUCCGCUGCCCGCGUCCCUAGGGGAGGCCUACUACGCGGUCUUCGCGCAGCACUUUGACCGCACGGUGUCGGCCGCCGAGCGGCGGCACACCACCUUCCGCACGCAGGUCGCGCAGCUGCAGGUGCAGACGCAGGUGCAGUUGGAGGCGAUGCAGCAGAAGGUGACGGAGCUGUCGCCGCGUGGGGCGCGCCCCACGGCUCAGGCUCAGCUGCAGCAGCUGCAGAAGCACGUGCAGCAGCAGGCGGUGGAGCACCAGGCGCAGCUCAAGAUGUAUGCAGCUCAGGCGAUUGCGGCUCAGGAACUGCAUACGCAGGUCAUGCGGCUGCUCUGUGUGGCAGUAGCAGCUCAGGAGCGCCUCAGCACCACCCAACUCGCCGCCAUGGGUUUCGAGGGUGUACUGCAGCACCUGCCGGCCUGGGAAGUCCUCUUCCAUGUACGGGAUGGCGUCAUGGUGAUGGCGGACCCCUCCCUGGAGUCCUGGCUGAUGGAUAAACGGGUGGCCAAGCAGUUUACCGCCGACCCGCGGGUCGGUCAUGCUGUGCUGGGUCACCACUACCGCCAGGUUGCGGAGCGGGAUGUACGGGCGCUGGAUACGUACGGCUUGCGGUACGCCGUGUUGCAUUUGUUGUUGAGCGACGAGGAGGUGACGGGUGGCGAGCGGCUGUUGAUGGAUGCGGAGUACAUGGAGCAGGUGUUUCGCUGCCAGGAAGAGGGUACCCUGUACCUCACCCUGCUACGUCUGACGCACAAAACGGAGGUGGUUUCGGAGGUACUGCGCUGGCUGCGACACAACAUGGGCGCCUUGCGGGCCUUCCCACGCGCCGUCAUGGGCCUCUGGCAGUCGGCGCCCUCACGUACGCUGCUGGCGCGACUGGUGGCCGCCGCUGAGGGUCGUACACCUCCCAGCGGCGGUGUACGAAGCUACGGCAGCAACCACCAGAACUACCAACCGCACGGCGCCGCAUCUGGAGGUACGGAUCAUGCUAAGCCGGGGGCGACAAGGCCAAGCUGGGACGGCGAUGGCAACGCCGCCGCCGCCGCCGGAGGCGGCGGCGGCGCCCUCACUUCUGCUGGUGGUUCUUCGUCCCAUACGCGACCCAGCCGGCCGCAGUGCAAGCUGCUAAACCCACCGCCGUUCUGGCCGGCUGCAAUCACGCACUUGCCGGGUCAUAAUGGUGGCGUGACGGGACUGGUGUUUGACCGGCGUAAUCGGCUGCUGGCGGCCGCUACUGCCGCCGGUACCGUGCUCAUGUGGGACCAUGCUACAGCGCGCUGCGUGGGCACCCUCACGGGCUACAGCCCCUCGGUGCCCUGCGUCGACCUGCACCCGCAAGGCAGGCUGCUCGCCGUUGGCUCGUCCACCGACAGUGCCGUACGUGUACGAGCGUUGGAUUCUGGAUCGGGGCCGCUGCUGGUGUUUAGCGAACCGCAGCCCGACCCCGUGUUGAAAACCCUGCUGGGGCCCCGUAACGCACCUUCGAUACGGCACAUGUCGUACAGCCCCGAUGGGCACUUGUUGGCGGUGGUGUAUGGCGACGGAACGGUGACGGUGUGGGACCCGGUCAAGGGGCUGCUAGCCCUAGCCUGCGCCAAUGGCACCAUCCGGGUGUGGCAUCUGGAACGGCUCAAUCCACUGCACAUCAGCGUACUGCGCGCGUACGACAACAACGUGCCCAUCCGUGCCGUACACUACAGCCCAUCGGGGCUGCUGCUGGCAUCCCUGGCGGAGGGCGCUGCGGAGGUGUUGUUGUGGGAUGUGGCCUCGGGGAAUCAGCUGCAGGUGCUGCAGGGCCCGCCGGGGGCGGCCCCGGCAAGGAGGAUUCUGUAUAAAAAGGAACGAAGAAAGGGCGCCUGUGCGGGCGACGACGGGGAGGUGUGCGUGUGGAACGCCAGCACCCGGGGUCAGUGGUUCCAAGCCGCCAGCCUCCGCGGCCACUCCUUCGCAGUCAACGCCUUAGCCUUCAGUCCCUGCGGCCUGGUGCUGGCCACCGGCGGCAACGAGGACGGCGUACGGCUGUGGGACAUGGGCGCCAUACUGCACCGCAGCGAGGCGAUGAGGGCGGAUCAGGGUUACGGAAUCGGUGGCGGCGCCACAGCGGCCGCGGGGCCUGGCGCCGCCGCGGCUGGCGCGGCGGCGGAGCGGACGGCGGCGCAGCACCAGGUUACUGUUAUUCGCGGUGAUGAGGCGGCUAGCAGUGGGCGGCACCCGGCACCGGGUGUCAUAUCCUGCCUCACCCACAACCCCAGUGGGACACAGCUCGCUGCUGGCCUGGCUGACGGCGGUGUGGUGGUCUGGGACGCCGUUUCACCACGGCGCUGGGUUCGGCUUGUGGGCGACCACGGGCGACCCGUCGGUCGCGUGAUUUACUCUUCCGACGGCAACCUCCUCGCCUCCGCCUCCGACGACGGCUGCAUCUGCAUCUGGAACACCUCCGAUAUUGACGUCACGGGGACACACUUGCUGGUGGCUAUCCAAGCAGACGCGGCGCUGGGCGGCAGGCUGUCGCACGACGGCUUUGGCGCCGGUGGCGGCGCCGCACCGAGCCGCGCAACGACGGCCUGGUUGGCACCAGCAGCCGCGGCCGCGGCUGCCGCCGGCGCUUCGCGCCGUCACGGCCCUGGCGCUGGCGGCUGGGUAACUCUGUCCUGCAGCGUCGCCUUUGCCCCCCGCGGCAGUCACCUGGCCUCCGCUCACGACGACGGCACCGUGUUGCUGUGGGCGCUGCCGUCGGGAGCGCUGGCGGCACGGUUGCAGGGCCACGCGCGGUUGGCGUACGGCUUGCAGUACAGCCAGGACGGCAGGCUGCUGGCGACGUGGUCGGAUGACGGGACGCUGUGCUUGUGGAGCCCGGAGGCGGCUCUUCGCGCCGUCGUGGAGGAUCAGCUGCCUCAGCCGAUAGCCACCCUGCAGCACCGCGACCACGUGUACGACGUCGACUUUGCGCCCAACAACGCGCCCUCACUGGCGUCCAUUAGCCGGGACGGCAGCCUUCGCACCUGGGACAUCCGUACAGCGUCAUGUACGGCUUCCGCAUCCCACGGCCACGGCACCGAUUCCAAAGAUUCCGUGGAGGGCGUGCGUUACAGUCCCACGGGUCUGUUGCUGGCGACGUGGUCCUCUUUGGAAUCCUUGGUACGGCUGUGGCACGCCGCCAGCUGCACUUUGCUGCGGGAGAUCAGCGGGUUGCAGCUGAUGGCGUGGGCCGGUCUGGGCCCGGGACCCUGGGCGGCGGUGCUCAGGACGGACUAUGCGCCGUUUGUGGUGCGGCUGCCAGAGCGGGCGUUGAUGAUGGAGGCAGCUGCCAUAGACGCGGGUGUCGCUCCGGACAGCAGUCCCGAGUACUUGGCGGCGGCGGAGGACGAGACGGCGGAGGGACUGACGACGGCAGCAGUCGGCCUGUCGCCCCUGAGCCCGACCGGCCCCGCGGCGCAGCGGCGUCUGGAGCAGCUGCAGGUCUGUCGGCAACUGAGCUUCCGACCCGCGGAGCAGUCGCUGACCCCGGUGGUGGCGGCCCAUCAGGCGGCGCCGCUACGACCGUGUGUACGAAUAUUCAGCGGCACCCGCUCCGUACCUCACGUGACGCUGCGCGGCCGCUCUCUCGUGUUGGCGGAUAACAGCUCCACGGCCUUUUACAGCGUCACGCACGACACGCAGCCGGGCCCGCAGCAACAGCCACACCAGCAGUUCCAACAGGAGCGGCCACAGCAGCAUGAGCGAGGCCGUCGGGCCACAGGCCAAGGCUUCUGCAGGAAAGCCCCCGACUUUGACGACUUUGCAUUCGGCGCCAGCGCGGGCUACCGGGUAAGGUAAUCACCCCGAAGGGGGGGAGGUCGUACCGUGCAUCAGGGGGUCGGCGGCGGAUUGUGGCGGAAUGGCAGGGGGGUAAUUUGGUGUGGCACGGCGAGGUUGGCCUUUUAGACUUUUCUGAUCGGAAGGCGGCGGAUUGCCGCGCAACUCGAAAAGCGGGUGUGGGGGUGCGUGAGUCAUUGUUUUGUGUUUUUUAUGUUUUUCGUAAAGCUCCUGGCUUCUAGCGUCCAUGAUGUACGACGCGAAAACAGAUUGGGGCUUUGCAUUGUGUAGCAGCGAACUGCGCCGGCCAGCAAACGGCGGAGCAAACGAGCGCGCAGUGGUGGCGUCGAGAUUCAGUGUUUUGGUCCGGGACAUUAUCGUGAUGUAUCUAAGGCGUGCGAACCCAUUGCAGAACUUUUUUUGGGUGGCAUUGUCGUGUCGGUGUGUCCUAAUGCGGCUUCACUUUUUGGCAUGUGUGUGAUUACAAAGCAAGAUGGGCGUCAUGUAUGAACUAGGCUUCAUGCAGGGACUGCGUUGGUUUGCGGCGUUGGGGCACCAUGGAAGGGCCGUUGUGCGGUAAGACAUAAUGCCCUUUGGGGGGUUGGUGGUGGCUUCUCGUACGCUGGGGGUUGUCGUACGCUGCUUCCCGGUGUGUGUGGUGCCCAGCCGGUACCUGUACUCGGCGGUCGAGCGCCCGGGACCCCUAAUGCGCGCGUCGCCAUUGCGAAGUGGGAAUCCUUUGUGGCAUUGCAGCUCUCGCAUUGUUGCGCCAACCAUUCAUCACAACAGAUCGCCGUACGAGUAGCACGAAGUCCUCAUGGAAAAUCUUUCGCAGACCCCCUUUUCGACACGUCGUCACGAACCCAUGUUUUGUCGCGUGGUGUGCUAUUCUCUUUAGCCUAGUGGUUUUGGUGGGGAGAGCGAUUAGAAGCGCACUGAAGGUGCCAUUGUCCGCCGAUGGAAUGUCCCUUUCCUGUUUUUACGAUGUUCUGACGCAUGUUCUUGACUUCUGCUUGGGUUUAAUUUUUAGGCCGUAGCUGGCAGCCUUUGAUCGCAUAGUAACUUUGUGUAUAUAUCCGCCGGCGUGCUCUGGGAGGACCAGCCUUGUGCCCGGCUUUAUACAUACCUGUCCAUAACGGUUCGAAGUUCUCCAUCCCAACCAUGCGGCCAACUUCCUGCCAAGCUCUGUUGUAAAUAAUUCAGUCCACC
Messenger RNA from Volvox carteri f. nagariensis, 5502 nucleotides. RefSeq lists its product as uncharacterized. Gene Ontology annotation, molecular function: protein binding. Bases 1 to 4314 code for a protein of 1437 amino acids. The record is from RefSeq and is a predicted model, not a curated record. Lineage: Eukaryota; Viridiplantae; Chlorophyta; Chlorophyceae; Chlamydomonadales; Volvocaceae. The transcript is spliced from 15 exons.